ACUGUCUGAAGCUAAUGACCUAAAGAUACUUUAAUUAUGAAAGUUGUUCUGCAUUGGCUGCCAUUUUUAAAUUUAUUUGGUUAGCCGUUAGCGUUAGCCUUAUCCCAGGCUGAACCCCUGAUGGUUCCACGGUGGAUAUAAAGUGCACUAGGUAGCAAGUGGGAGCCGGUAUUUCCUGCCCUGUGUAGUGUAUUUGUGUAGGGAGCAGCGAGACAUUUGUAUUUCAGCCUCCAUCUUUCAUGACUGUAUAAGCUGUCUGGACUUGCCCGUACAUGUCCACCGGAAAUGAAUAUUCAUGAGGGCAGAGCGCGAGGCAGUGGACACUAUAGCAACAGUAUAGCAACAUCCCGGAUGGAGACAUUAAACCCAGUCCUGCGGUGUGAGAGAAAACUUCACAGAUAGUGAGCAGUAAAAUAUGUGUGUGAUAUAAUGUUUGAGUUAUUCUGGGAUGGACGAAAGUUUGUGGUGCGAGAAAACUUCCUCCAGCGUCAUAUCUCCUUUACCAGUGUGGAUAAUUGAAUAUGCCUGGACUAACAGGAUGAUGGAGGUGUUACAAGUUUUAGGCCCCCCGCUGUGGCUGGAAGGUGACCGGAGCAGCCUGACUCUUAAGGAUCCAUGCAGCAUCCGUGUGACUGCGGCCGAGUCCUGGAUGAUCAUCCGGUCCAGAGACAUCGAACACUUUGAGCAAGUCAUGGAGUUCCUGGAUGUUACUCACACUUUACUACCUCAGCUAGUGACCCCCAUCAAGCACAUGAAGAUAAUGUUCGGCCUGAAAACGUUGGUUAUUAUGUGGAUGGUGUGGGAUGACCAGAGCGUAGAAAGCAUUACAGACAAGAUUGUAAAGUUCUUUCCUGACAGCCUCCCACAGUAUCAUCGUAGAAGUAGUCACAGGCAUAUGGAGCUGAUGCAGAAGGCCCAGCGGGACUUUAGGAAUUUUGCUCAGUUACUGACAAGAAACCCAGAAAUGCGCAAAAACUAUAUUAGAAAUCUGAUGGAAGAGCAGUACGGUGAACGCUACAUAAUGAAGUUGGAAGAGAGAUUGUUACAUUAUUUAGAAGAGCUGAACAAAGCUCUUCCACAGCCCACCUACAUUGACCAGGUUCUAAAGCAGUCAGUGCCAUUGAAGGGGAGAGAGGAGUUACUGCAGCAGUUAUUUACCUGUAAUAGUGCGUCUCCAGCCACAGCUCUAAAGAAACUGCUGAGAUGUGCUAUGGCAAGCUGCAUAGAUCGUAGAAGUACAGAGAUUUGUAAGCAACAGAAAGGAGCUCAAGUUGAUGGACCAGUGUUUGGGCGUCUUUGUUUAGCUGUUAGACCACCUGUGGAAGAGGCAGAGGAAGAUUGGCUGUCCCAGGCAUCCUCUCAGAGCUCCUGGCUGAAUAGAGAUAAGAGUGUGGAAAAACAGAUGACAAGGUUAAAGAAGAAGGGUGUUUUAGAUCAGACUGACAAACAUCCAUGUGUACUUAAAGAACGGUGUGCUCAAACAACUGAGACUGGACUUGUUACUGAAGAGAAGAAAGCUGAAGAUGACUUAACAGAGCAUCUGUGCUCCAGACAUGGCAAGAGAAUGAAGAGUAUCCUCCAAGAAUGCUCCGAGGAGCUGAGGAGUCAGGACGGUGAAACUUCACUGAUGCAGGUGGAAUGCACUCCUAUAUCACCUCACCGUCCACUUCUCCAGUCCACGCCUCACAAACUGACCUCAGCAUCUCCUCUCCAUGACUCAUCUUCUACAAAUAUUUCUCAGUCUUCACAGCCAGAGUCUUUCUCAUAUCUUUCAGUGGAUGAAGAGGUUGUUCUUCCACAACUGAUGGCUUAUUCGCAGACAUCUUCACCACAAGAAAAUAAUUCUAGUCGCUUCUCAGGCCAAAAAUGUAGCACUGCAUUGACAUUACAAGUAUCACAUUCUUCAGAAUAUUCAGUACAGCUAGUCACCCCUUCACCACCAUCUUCAGUUCAGCCAUCCUUAUCUCAAACAUCUUCAUCUUCAACCAAUAUUUCACCAUUUCCAGAAAAGAAUAUCACACAAAUAUCAUCCUCGACUGAGCAGGAAUCCUCAGCGAUGCUGUCCUUAAAGAAAAUGUGUCCAGAAACUUCACACCAUCAGCCUGGUUUAUCAUCAUCAUCAUCAUCAUCAUCCUUCGCAGCUCCAGCAGUGACUCUAACUCCAAGCCAAAAUGAUGCACAGGUCUCUUUAGAUUCACGUGUAAUUUUAGAGUCAAGCAGUGCCUUACCAGGCAAACCCAGGCUGUCUUUAGAGACUCAGGCUUUCCUUUUGGUGUGUAAGUGGCUGCAGCCUGAAGUGAAGCUCUGCAGACUGAGCCAGCAUGAGUGUCAUCAAGCCACACUGCCAAAUCAUUCUCCAGAGCAGUCAUCUGAAGAGGAAGAGGAAAAGGUAGAUGAAGAAGAUGCGUUGUUCGAUGUCAAUUUACUGUAUUCAGACUCUGAAUCAGACACACAAGACUCUGAUGAUUCUGAUUAUGUUCCGUCAAAGAGAUGCAGGUAUAGGUGAAGUGCAAAUCUAGUGACUGUUGCUCAUCAUGCGCAAUUAUUGAUCAUUAACCAGACUUCUGUGGUGCUCUCCAUUUUAAUAAUGCUGCUCCUCAAACUGCAGACCUGGGUCAUAAAUUACAUUUGAUGUUAUUUUUAGAUGUAUAGAUCUGGAAAAAGAACAGUGUUCAAACAGGCAAUUGUAUACAUUUUAAUAUGAAGACAACUUGAUGUGGUUUUUUUAAAUACCUCAGAAAUAUUUAUUUAUUUAAUUCUUAGAACAUUUUGACAUUUUAUUAUAUGUUUUUUCCUGUGAAAGAUAAAUGAUGAAACACCUUUGUAAGUCUUUGUGAGUUAAUAAAACUUUCCACUUGA
Pangasianodon hypophthalmus (striped catfish) is the source of this 2859-nucleotide messenger RNA. RefSeq lists its product as uncharacterized. Gene Ontology annotation, molecular function: telomeric repeat DNA binding. Lineage: Eukaryota; Metazoa; Chordata; Actinopteri; Siluriformes; Pangasiidae. The record is from RefSeq and is a predicted model, not a curated record. Gene Ontology annotation, biological process: telomere capping; regulation of telomere maintenance via telomere lengthening. Gene Ontology annotation, cellular component: shelterin complex. The transcript is spliced from 8 exons. The coding region runs from base 449 to 2506 and encodes 685 amino acids.